GUGGAGGAGGCGGCAGAGCGACGGUCCGGCGUCUGCUGUCGUGCGACAUUUUGUGCCCGCCCUCAAGUCGUGAGCGAAGCCUACAAAAAGGCGAAUCACCCCCGAUCCCAGCCUCUCUCACACCCACGCACACUCUCACACACGCACACACACACGCGCACACACACGCGCACACACACGCACACACACUCAACUACAUCACCAUGUCUUCCAGCAUCCCCAAAGAACACCGCGCCGCCGUCGUAGAGAAGAAGGGCGCCCCCCUCACCGUCAAGACUGUCCCCACGCCCACGCCCAAGGACCACCAAGUCCUCAUCAAGGUCUCCGCCUCGGGCGUAUGCUUCUCGGACCACUUUGCCGUCGAGGGGGUAAUGGGCACCCCCUUCCCCUACACUCCCGGUCACGAAGUCGUCGGUCACCUCGUCUCUAAAGGCUCCGGCGUAUCUGACGAAUACAAGGAGGGCUCCCUCGUCGGACUCGGCUGGAACGGCGGUUACUGCCACCAAUGCGAGGCCUGCCGUAAAGGCGAGUUCUACUCGUGCCACUCCUUCCAAGUCACGGGAGUUACGGCUCACACGGGCGGCGGCCACCAGGAGUAUGUGCUGGCCCACUGGACGGCCGUCGUCAAACUGCCAGAGAACACCGGCAUCUCCCUCCCCGAGAUGGCCCCUCUCCUCUGCGCGGGUUUGACCGUCAACGACGCUCUCCGCCACGGCAAGGCCAAGGCGGGCGACGUGGUCCUCAUCCAGGGCAUCGGUGGUCUUGGCCACCUUGCAUUGCAGUUCGCGCGCAAGGCAGGUUUCCACGUCGUAGCCGUGAGCGGCAGUGAGAGCAAGCGCGACCUCGCCCUUCAGCUGGGCGCGCACGACUACUUCGCGGCCAAGGACGCUUCAAAGAUUAAGGAGAAAUACGGCGGUGCCAAGCUGGCAGUCGCUACUGCCCCUUCUGCGGCGAGCAUUGGACCCUUGCUCCCCCUCCUUGCGCGCAACGGUGAUCUAGUCAUCGUGGGAGUGCCUACGGACGGCAAGAACUUCGAGUUCGACCCAUUGGCCAUGGUGACUCAGCGCCUCAAUGUGCGCGGCCUUACGUGCGGAUGCAGUAUCAACAACGAGGAGCUCGUCAACUUUGCUGCUCUGGGAGACAACAAGGUCAAGGCUAUGGUGCAGACGUAUAAGCUGGAUGACGCCAACAAGGCGUACGAGGAGGUCAUCAAGGGCAACCCGAAGUUCAGGAACGUCAUCGUGUUCGAGUAGGCGGGC
Molecule: messenger RNA, 1259 nt
Organism: Jaminaea rosea
Lineage: Eukaryota; Fungi; Basidiomycota; Exobasidiomycetes; Microstromatales
Product: zinc-type alcohol dehydrogenase
Exons: 1
Coding region: 204-1253 (349 amino acids)
Molecular function (GO): zinc ion binding; oxidoreductase activity
Source: RefSeq, a predicted model, not a curated record